AUGGAGAGUUCAAAAAGUAAGAAUAGUGACAAUCUGGGUGUGAACAUAAUGGGUAAGAACAUUAGAAAAGGUCAUAUACAUGAAAAUAACUAUGAUAUGUUCCUUUCUUCUAGAGGGCGUCAACAAGACGAUUUCAUUUACAACAUUAGGAAAGAAGAUUUUAUGGACUUUGUUCAGAUGCACACUGGAUCACAAAAUACGCGGUUAAACAAGAUGAGACCUCCACCAUUGAUCCAUGUCCAGAAGCCACCAAUAUUGGCAACUUCUUCCCCACUUCUCGACAAUAACAAUGUUGUGUUGCAAAGACCUCCACUAUAUAGACAGGCGUCAUCAAGUCUAUUAAAACCAGUGAGUCCAAGAAACACCAUAUAUGGUAAUGCAGUUGAGUCACCUACAUCUGCCUACAUAAGAUACUUGGGAAACUCAGAUGUUGGUUCAUGGGGUAUUCAAGCACAUACUCAUUCACAAACUUACCCUCCACCUGUGCCCACUACGAGUGUUGCAGCUACCCAUUCACAUGUGCCUACUAUAAGUAUUGCAACUGAUACACAUAUGUCUGCUAUGAAUCUCCAAUCUCCCCAGUCUAGUGAUCCACUGUUAUCACCAGAAAUGCAGUUUCCAUCUUCUUACACAGAUUCCCCUUUAUCUCCAAUUUUACCAACAUGGUAUCCUGAGCUUAUAUUUUCUCCUGGACAAUUCCCACCAUCUCCUUCAGAUAGAGGCAGCCUUCGUGGCGCGGCGACUUCUAGGUGUUGGCUGACUGAAGAUCUUAAUGACGACGUGGUGGUCCAUGGCAGACUCCGGGAAAGCCUUCUGGACCAUGACGACGAUAUUAAAUGGGGGUUCACUGGCCGACUCCCUGGAUCGCGGUUGUUGAUGUUAUGGCAUUGGAAGUGCAUGAUAUGUGUCCUUGGCUUGGGCUAUAGGAAAGGAACAGAGCCAUGGUGGAUUGUGGUUUCUAUUCGGAUUGCAAGGUUUGGCCAGGUUAUUGUGGAUGAGUGUGCAUUUUGGCAAAGAAAGAGAGGUCCUAUUAGUGGAUAG
Lotus japonicus is the source of this 1041-nucleotide messenger RNA. RefSeq names its product protein HAIKU1-like. The coding region runs from base 1 to 1041 and encodes 346 amino acids. The transcript is spliced from 2 exons. The record is from RefSeq and is a predicted model, not a curated record. NCBI's taxonomy places the organism in Eukaryota, Viridiplantae, Streptophyta, Magnoliopsida, Fabales, Fabaceae.